UCAUACUUUUUAUUAGAAUUGCAUUGAAAGCAUGUGCUUACUUGUUCGAAUUUCACGACCUUACAAAGUGUCAACUGGCACAGUAAUACAUUUAUCAAGUUUUAGUAUCGCUAAAUUAACGCUCAAAAUCGAUGUGUCGCUCAAUCUUACGAUGGUCAACAUAAGAACAUCAGCAACGAGCGAAUCUCGCAAUCAAGCCGCAAGCUCUAACAACAACCUUGGCAGAAUGUCACGGUCAUCUCGCGCACAAGUCCUCGCAGAUUUGGUGGGACGGCCACAACAGUUGCGGCUCGUGCGCGCAGCUGGAAAAUCAUUGGGCGAAAAAGAGACAGCGAAGACGAGCUGGAGGGCCUCGAUCGAUCGUCGCCCUCGAGCAUGCGUCGUAUGCUGGUGAACAGAGAGCCGACGCCGCCGCCGGCAGCCUGCUCUAUACCUGAAUGGGAAAAGUGAGCUCUACACACGCACGCACGCGUCACUCGCCAUAGGCAGCAAGAACGAAGUGCAACGAGGAUCACACUGAUCAAAGUAUGCCGUCAGUCAGAAGGAUCAUUUUAGGCCACGUUAUGUCAGAUAUGCGCGCGAAAAUUAAUCGUAAGAAAAAGUUGGAGGGUGACGUCAUGGACACCCCAUUGAAGAGAUGCCUGUCUACGUUCGAUAUUACUCUCCUUGGUAUCGGCCAUAUGAUCGGCGCUGGAAUAUACGUGUUGACCGGACCCGUGGCUCGUGAUAUGGCUGGUCCCGGCGUUAUAUUAAGCUUUCUGCUGGCGGGCCUUGCAUCUUUAUUAGCCGCCCUUUGUUACGCGGAAUUUGGCGCAAAAGUACCGAAAGCUGGCAGUGCUUACGUGUACGCUUACGUUUCUGUUGGCGAGUUCUGGGCAUUCGUCAUUGGCUGGAACAUCAUCUUAGAGCAUAUGAUUGGUGCAGCAUCGGUAGCGCGCGCAUGGAGUGGCUACGUAGAUUCACUGUCGGGCAGAGCGAUCAGCAACUUCACGAAACGUUUGAUGUCCGGUCACAGUAUGGAGGAGCCAUUGGGUACUGUGCCAGAUCCGCUAGCAGCAACUUUAUGCCUCAUUUACGCACUUCUUUUGGCUCUUGGGGUGAAAUGUUCGGCAGCUGUAAACUCGCUGCUCACUCUUGUCAAUCUCGGUGUGAUGGGCCUUGUCAUCGUAUUAGGAUUCUAUCACGGGGAUUUGGCUAACUGGAAUUAUCGUGGCACCGGAUUCUUGCCGUUCGGAAUGACUGGAGUAUUUGCUGGCGCCGCGACGUGCUUCUACGCAUUCGUAGGUUUCGAUUCGAUAGCGACGUCCGGUGAAGAAGCUCGUACUCCAGGACGCAGUAUACCAUUGGCAACAGGGCUCUCCAUGGCUAUCGUCACCGUUGGCUACAUCCUCGUGAGCGCCGCACUUACGCUCGUCGAGCCUUACGCGAGGAUCAGUCGCGAUGCUGCCUUGCCCGAGGCUUUCGCCGCCAAGGGUGUGCACUGGGCUAAAUACGUCAUCAGCGUGGGUGCUCUCUGCGGCAUGACGACAACGCUCUUUGGCUCUCUGUUCUCUCUACCACGAACGAUGUACUCUAUGGCCAGCGACGGAUUACUGUUCGAUUUCCUCGCACGAGUGAGCAAACGUACCCAAGUACCAACGAUCAACCUUGCUAUAAGUGGACUCGUGUCAGCUCUCAUAGCGUUACUCUUCGAUCUCGAUCAUCUGGUGGAGUUCAUGUCCAUUGGUACUUUCCUCGCUUACACCAUCGUUUCGGCCAGUGUUAUCGUGUUGAGAUACAGACCACCGCCGCCGCCUUCUCAAGCUCAAGACAAUACGCUGUCGACUAAUACCACGGCGCCGAAUUCUUCGCACCAACUGGCUUCCCCGGCCAACACCGAUUUAGGCAUGGAUUUGAGCGAUUGCUACAGCAUGUCCACUUCCAUCGAGUCGCAGCUCCUACAAGGAUUCUGUAUGGACGACAUCGGCAAAGUGAGAGCGCGUUACGCUUGGCUGGCAAGCUUUCUGGGCAACUACGAGCCUGGAACUGCGGUGACCACGUGUAUCAUAUUCUUUUCCGUUGCCUCCGUAUCACUGUGCUCGCUGUUGGUCUUCCUGUCGCAGAAUGCUUAUUCGCCUGCCUGGUGGGAUUACUUGAUGUUGAUCAAUCUACUUGUCAUCAUUAUUGCCAGUCUUUUAAUCAUAGCUGCCCAUCAACAAAAUCCACCAAGUAUAAAUGGUUCAAGCUUCCGAGUACCGAUGGUUCCACUUGUACCAGCAAUUAGUAUUCUUCUCAACAUUGGCCUGAUGUUUCAUCUAUCCCUGUUAACGUGGUUACGGUUUCUUGUCUGGAUGAUAGUUGGUUUACUCAUCUACUUCCUGUAUGGGAUUCAUUACAGCAAAGAAGCCUUAGACCCGUCAACCUACGCUGUAUUGAUGGAAAGCGCCGAAGCGGAACGGGGUGCCAAGUGGGGCUCGUGUAGUCUUAGACUCAAUCGUAAAACCGACACUACCCCGACACUAGCGGCUGAUGAGUUUUUACAUUGAAAACUCUAACAGCAGUGGAAUCGUAGAAUGACAACAUUUAUGACUGAUAAUAUUCUAGUUGAGCGCAAUUUUGAUUAGUGUUCUAUUAAAUGAUUGUAAUAUAAAAAAAUGUUCUUAAUAAUGUAAAGUCAAAUCUAAAUUGCGUUUUACUAGAAUUUUUUGAAGAAGAUAGAAUAAAAGUUGCUUCGGUUCUUUGUAAAAAAAUAAUAAUAGAUUGAGAUAUUUUGGAAAGUUAAAUUGUGGAAACACAUGUUAAGACUGACAAAACUGGAGUAAAAGAAAAAAACACGCAACAAGUAUCGAAAUAUAAAUAUAAUGCAAAGUGUAUUCGGAAAUUCAAUUUUCUUCCAACCAACCAGAAUAUGGAAACCGUAACUGCGUAGAUAACAUUUGUUGUUAAAGAAAAAAAAAAUAAUGAAAAGGUGUGCCUUGAGAUAAUUGGCAUCGAUUAUAAUGAGUUACGUGGUGCUAUAAUUAUGUAGAAACAUUAUUUAGCCAGUCCGCGAAAUAUAGAACACGCAUGCAAAAAAUACAUAGAUGGAACAGCUGAAUUUCUUUGUUUGUAAUCCUGUAGAAUAAAAAAAUUGUUAAUUACUGCUUCGAUAUUACUCGGGCUGACUUUAUGUUCGAUCGACAAUAUCUUGGUGUGAAAUUGAAUCUAAAAAAAAGAAUAAUAAUAAGCAACGUUUGUAACAAUUACAAUGUAUGACGGCUAAGCGAUAUUGUGAAAAAGCUCAAUAAUAACCAUGAAACAAUGCAUUAAUAAUUAAUACAAAGAUGUAUGUAUAAUAAUAAAAAAAAAUACUGUAUUGUUACGAAACGUCAACGAGAAUUAUGGGCAAAAAUAAUUUUACUUUUGCAAAAUUUACUGCUGAAGACUAUAUUACCAAAAACUGUUCUCACAAAAAUGUCAUAUAUACGAAAAAACAAUCACUCGUAUAUAAUCUUGAUUUUGAGCAAUGUCAAUUGUUUACUAUAUUUUAUUAUUAAUUUUAUGAACGUAUUUUAUGAAUAAAUGUUUAUAAUGAUUUACUUACUUUAAAACUUCUACGUUUCUGGAUAAAAAAAUCAAAUUU
This is a messenger RNA of Phymastichus coffea, 3601 nucleotides long. Its product is annotated as cationic amino acid transporter 4. NCBI's taxonomy places the organism in Eukaryota, Metazoa, Arthropoda, Insecta, Hymenoptera, Eulophidae. The coding region runs from base 528 to 2525 and encodes 665 amino acids. The transcript has 9 exons. The record is from RefSeq and is a predicted model, not a curated record. Gene Ontology annotation, molecular function: amino acid transmembrane transporter activity. Gene Ontology annotation, biological process: transmembrane transport; amino acid transport. Gene Ontology annotation, cellular component: plasma membrane.